This is a messenger RNA of Haliotis rubra (blacklip abalone), 14511 nucleotides long. RefSeq names its product dynein beta chain, ciliary-like. The record is from RefSeq and is a predicted model, not a curated record. Lineage: Eukaryota; Metazoa; Mollusca; Gastropoda; Lepetellida; Haliotidae. Gene Ontology annotation, molecular function: ATP hydrolysis activity; ATP binding; dynein intermediate chain binding. Gene Ontology annotation, cellular component: dynein complex. Gene Ontology annotation, biological process: microtubule-based movement.
GCCGCCAUUCCUGUCAACAAUGUCCUGUCUGGGAACGCUCUGCAGUACAAGAGGGGAAGCAAGGCGUUAAAACUGGCAUAUCGAUGGACCCCUUGUUAGUUUGAAGUCACCUCUACACCAGCAAAACUUUAAGACUAGUCACAAUCAUGGCAAGCGAACUUGAACUGAACGACACUCGUGUCGAAUUCAUAGCGGACUAUGUUUUGAAGACCAUGAAACUGAAGCCUGAUAAAUGGAUGAAAAUGUAUAAUGUGGACGAAGUGAAGCAACAGUUUUUGGACUACUUUGAAAAAUCAGAACUUGCAUCACUUAUUAUAUCGUUGAGCAGCUCUGGGACACUUUCUGUGGGGUUUGAAUGGCCAUUAAGCCCAAAAGGAAAAGCCUGUUACUUUGUGAAAAAGGCAAGGGAGCCAAUCCAAAAAGACACACCUUUGAGAACUGCAUUACUAUACGGUGAUCUUGCUCUUUCACCACUGGAUCAGCUAUCAGCAUUUGUCGAUGAGGUUCUAGUGCCACUGUUGUCUAAUGAACGAAACCAUGACCACUGGCCAAAGGUUGUUUCCCAUGAUGUCACACGCCAUGUACAUAGCCUCAAGAGCAAUGUGUAUGUUGUGUCAGGACAAGCUAAAGGCAAGACAUUGCUUCCACUGCCUGUUGGAGCUGAGAGAGUGGAGGAGGCAACAGUUGAAGAUGAAAAGGACACUUAUGACAGAAACCUAGUCCAUGCAAUUGAAUCUGUGAUAAUUGAAUGGACACAUCAAAUCAGAGAUGUUCUUAAGAGGGAUUCUGCUCAGCCUCUUUUGGAGGGACUUGACCCAACCCCAUUUGUGGAACUUGACUUCUGGAAGAACAAGGCCACAAACCUUGAGUGUAUUUAUGAACAGCUGAGGGAUCCAAAGGUGAGGAAGAUGGCUGAAUUACUUGAGAGAACCAACAGCAGUUACUUCCCUUCUUUCAAGAACAUUUUCAGGGAUGUGGUGGCAGCUCUGACUGAGGCACAAGACAUCAACCUGUACCUGAAACCUCUGAGACAUCUCUUUGAGGAUCUGGAGCAGGCUGAGUUUGAUGAGAGCAUCCCAAUGCUUGCCCCUCUCUUCCACACCACAUGUCUUGUAUGGGCCAACUCCAAGUACUACAAUACUCCAGCCAGGAUCAUUGUACUCCUGCAGGAGAUAUGCAACAUGGAGAUUGAAAUGGCUAAAAACUUCCUUGAACCUUCUGAGCUGUUCAAGGGUGAGGUUGAAGAGACAGUGGAGAAGGUCUGCAAAGCAAGUAAAGUUCUGCAGAGUUUCCGCAACACAUAUGAAGAACACAAGGACAAACUGAAGACUUAUUUCCCUGAAGGGGAAGAAGCAAGAGAGUGGGAGUUUGCCCCACAACUGGUCUUUGCAAGAUUUGACAAAUUUGCUGACCGAGUGGAAACUAUCAAGGAACUUAUGGAAACUGCCUUGGAAAUGAUGAAACUUGAGAAGAUUGAGCUUGGUGGUAUCAAAGGGAAGUCACUCAGUGCUCAGGUUGUGCAGAUCUUUGAAGAGUUCAAUGAAGUUUACAAGGUGUUUUCUGACCGUUCUUAUGACUGUCUUGACCCAAGCAGUAAGGAAUUCCUUGAUGACUACAACAGUUUCUUAGAGAAAAUUGGAGACUUUGACAGAAGACUGGCAACCAUAAUUUGUCAAGCAUAUGAUGACUGCUCAGGACUGGAGGCCAUCUUCAAGCUAAUUGACAUCUCAGGAACACUGCUGGAGAGACCUCUCAUCAAGAGUGAUUUUGAUAAGAAAUACCCAACCAUUGUCACAAAGAUAAAUGACUGCCUUGAUGAAGCCAAAGUUAUCUAUGAUAAACAAACGUUAAUCAAGAAAGAGACAAAGAGGGCACCCAUUCACAAGAAUAUGCCGGGAAUGUCAGGUGGACUACGAUGGGCCAAGGAACUCCGGGAUAGAAUAUCUGUACCCAUGGGAAACCUCAAACAUAUUGAGCACCCAUGUCUGGAAAGUGAAGAAGCAAGACUGGUGUUUACAAAGUAUGAAGAAAUGAUGAAACUGCUUGGAGAGUGGGACGGACAAAUCUACAAUGAAUGGACACAGGGUGUGGAUGAGGCUUGCUCAUUUAACCUGUCACAGCCCAUUCUCACUAGAAGUGAGGAGUCAAAACUCAUCACUGUCAACUUUGAUCCACAGCUUGUGGCAGUGCUAAGAGAGGUGAAAUAUCUAGAAAUUCGUUCAGAAGAGGAAAUUCCACAAAGUGCUAAUGCUAUGUAUGACAGAAAUGACACAUUCAGGAAGUAUCUUGCCAAUUUGGACCUUACUGUGCAGUGGUAUAAUAAAGUCAGGUCUACUGUGCUGGAGGUAGAGUAUCCACUGAUAGAGGGACAGUUGAAUGAUAUCGACGUCCAACUGGAACAAGCAGAGAAAACUCUCAACUGGAAUGGAGAUGGUAUAUGGGAUUAUAUUCAGGAAACAAGGGACAAGGUGCAUGACUUAGAAACACGAGUUCAGAAGGCCAAGGACAAUGUUGAAAAGAUCCAGAAAAUUAUGACGACAUGGAGCAAGAACCCCUUGUUUGUGAGGAAGGAGGAUAAGUAUGAUUCCUUGUUGAAUCUGGAUGACAGGGAAGAUAGGCUCAAUAAGCGCUACACAGAAAUCAAGACGGCUGGAGAGAAAAUACAUGGUUUACUGAAGGAAAAUCUGGAGUUCUUCAAGGCAGAUGCACAGUCAGACACAUGGAAAGCUUAUGUUGACUAUGUAGAUGAAAUGAUUGUGGAUGGAUUUUUCAAUACCAUGCAUUGUAGUUUGCAACACUUCUUGGACAAUACUGAUCAGAAGAAUACUCCACCUUCACUGUUUGAAGCUCAUUUGGAGCUGCAUGUGCCAGACAUGGUGUUCUUGCCGUCACUGGACUAUGGUAUUGCUGAUGGCUUCUACGACUUAGUGGAUGGGCUUGUUGGGGAUAUCUAUAAACAAUCCUCUCUCAUUCCAAGACUGGCAGUGCACAGUGGCCAGGAACACUAUCAGCCUGACUUAGAGGACACGGAGGAAUUAAGUGAAAUGCGGACAGAUCUGAUGGAAAGAGUACAAAACAUCAUGAACAAGGCAUGCGAGUACCGCAACUCCUUUGACAACUAUGCCUACUUGUGGGUAGAUGACCGUAAUGAAUUUAUGCGACAGUUCCUGCUGUACAAUCACGUGCUGACCACUGAAGAGCUUGAAGCCCAUGCUGAUGAGGGUGUGCCUGAAUGUCCACCUACGCUUGAUCAGUUCAAAGAACAGAUCGACACGUAUGAAAAGAUCUAUGAAGAGGCAGAGCAUAUUGGGGGAAUGACGAUAUUUGAGAGUUGGUUUAGAGUUGAUGCUAAACCCUUCAAACAAGCCCUGCUUAACAUCAUCAAGAGAUGGAGCUUCAUGUUCAAACAACAUCUCAUUGACCAUGUCACCAACAGCUUGAAUGAGUUGUCUGACUUCAUCAAGGUGACAGACACCGGUCUGAACACACCAGUUGAGGAGGGAGACUAUGACGGGCUGGUGAAUGUCAUGGGGCAUCUGUUUUCUGUGCGAGAGAGACAGAGUUCCACAGAUGAGAUGUUUGAACCUCUCAAACAUACCAUUGAACUGCUGAAAACAUAUGAACAGGAGAUGCCAGAGGAAGUGCAUGUCCAGCUUCAGGAACUACCAGAACAGUGGAACAACACCAAGAAAAUUAGCAUCACCAUCAAACAGACAGUUGCACCACUGCAGGCUAAUGAGGUGGCCAACAUUCGUAAGAAGAGUGCCACCUUUGAUGUCAACCAACACAAAUUCAGAGAAAGGUUCAGGAACAUCAAACCAUUCAGAUACGACUGUGAAAGGCCGUAUGACUUGCUUGACAAGAAUAAUGAAGAAAUCCUUACCAUGGAACGAGAAAUGGCAGUUCUUCUGGACAGUGCUGGUCUGUUUGAGGUGAAUGUUCCUGACUUCAAGCAGCUGAAACAGUGUCGUAAGGAAAUCAAGCUACUCAAGAUCUUAUGGGACUACAUCACCAUUGUGCGCAGUAGCAUAGAUGACUGGAAGACAACACCAUGGAAGGAAAUCAAUGUUGAACAGAUGGACAUGGACUGUAAAAAGUUCGCCAAGGAUAUCCGCACCUUGGACAAGGAGAUGCGAGCCUGGGAUGCCUAUGUUGGUGUUGAGGACCAGGUGAAGAACAUGCUGACAUCACUCCGAGCUGUCAGUGAGUUGCAGAACCCAGCCAUCAGAGAGAGACAUUGGCAGCAGCUGAUGGCAGCCACCAAGGUGCGCUUCAUGAUGGAUGAAAGCACAACCCUGGCUGAUCUCCUCUCCCUCAACUUGCACAACUAUGAGGAGGAGGUGCGCAACAUUGUGGACAAAGCUGUGAAGGAGAUGAGUAUGGAAAAGGUCCUUAAAGAGCUGGACGUCACAUGGUCCAACAUGGAGUUCGAACAUGAGAAGCACUCCCGUACUUCCAUCACAAUGAUCAAAACCAGUGAGGAGCUCAUAGAAACACUGGAAGAUAACCAGGUACAACUUCAAAACAUGAUGACAUCAAAGUACAUCGCUCACUUCCUAACUGAGGUGUCUGGCUGGCAGAAGAAGUUGUCUACAGCAGAUCAGGUGAUCACCAUCUACAUGGAGGUACAGAGGACCUGGUCUCAUCUGGAGAGUAUCUUCAUUGGCUCCGAGGACAUUCGGAACCAGCUGCCAGAAGAUUCCAAGAGAUUUGACAACAUAGACUCUGACUUCAAGGAAUUAGUUGGUGAAUUUGAGAAGAGUAAGAAUGUUGUGGUUUCAACCAACCAGCCUAAAUUGUAUGAAAGAUUAGAAGCAUUGCAAGGUUCGCUGUCAAUUUGUGAAAAGGCUCUUGCAGAAUACUUGGAGACAAAGCGUCUUGCCUUCCCAAGAUUCUACUUUGUGUCAUCAGCUGACUUGCUGGAUAUAUUGUCCAAUGGCAAUAACCCACCAGUGGUGUCACGCCACUUGACCAAACUGUUUGACAGUAUGGCUAAACUCAAGUUUGAUAUGGACUCAAAUGAUGUUGAGCUCAAGUCAGCAAGUGGAAUGUACAGCAAGGAUGGAGAAUAUGUUGAUCUGGACAAAAAGUGUGAUCUUUCAGGACAGGUUGAAGUCUGGUUGAAUAGAUUGCUAGACUCCCAAUGCAGCACAGUGCGUCAUGAGCUAACAGAGGCGGUGACUGGAUAUGAAGAGAAGCCUCGCGACCAGUGGUUGUUUGACUUUCCCGCCCAGGUUGCUUUGUGUGGGACACAGAUCUGGUGGACGACUGAAGUUAACAUCGCUUUUGGACGUCUUGAAGAGGGCUUUGAGAAUGCAUUGAAGGACUAUAGCAAGAAACAGGUAAACCAGCUGAAUGCCUUGAUCACCAUGCUGCUGGGAGAUCUGACCAAGGGUGACAGACAGAAGAUCAUGACCAUCUGUACCAUUGAUGUGCAUGCUCGAGAUGUUGUCACUAAACUCAUCACACAGAAAGUAGAUAAUUCCCAGGCCUUCACAUGGCUGUCACAGCUCAGACACAGAUGGGAUGACAAUGAGACAGACUGCUUUGCCAACAUCUGUGAUGCCCAGUUCCGUUACUCUCAUGAGUAUCUCGGCAACACUGCUCGUCUUGUCAUUACACCAUUGACUGACAGAUGCUACAUUACACUGACUCAGUCUCUCCACUUGAUCAUGAGUGGUGCUCCGGCCGGCCCUGCUGGAACAGGAAAGACAGAAACAACUAAGGAUCUGGGCCGGGCUCUGGGUAUUAUGGUGUAUGUGUUCAACUGCUCUGAACAGAUGGACUACAAGUCUAUUGGUAACAUCUACAAGGGUCUGGCACAGUCUGGCUCCUGGGGUUGCUUUGAUGAAUUCAACCGUAUUGCUGUAGAAGUGUUAUCUGUGGUGGCUGUGCAGGUCAAAUGUAUUCAGGAUGCUAUCCGUGACAAGAAGAAGAUCUUCAACUUCCUUGGUGAGACCAUCAAAAUGAAACCCACUGUUGGAAUCUUCAUCACCAUGAACCCUGGUUAUGCUGGUAGAACAGAGCUGCCUGAGAACCUCAAGGCUCUUUUCAGACCAUGUGCUAUGGUGGUUCCUGACUUUGAGAUGAUUUGUGAAAUCAUGUUGGUGUCUGAGGGUUUCUUGGAUGCCCGUUUGCUGGCCAGGAAGUUCAUCACUCUGUACAGUCUGUGUAAGGAGCUGUUGUCUAAACAGGAUCACUACGAUUGGGGUCUGCGUGCUAUCAAGUCAGUGUUGGUGGUAGCUGGUUCACUCAAGAGAAGUGACAGAGGUAGACCUGAGGAUCAAGUGUUGAUGAGAGCAUUGCGUGAUUUCAACAUCCCCAAGAUUGUUGCUGAUGACAUGCCUGUAUUCAUGGGUCUCAUUGGAGAUUUGUUCCCAGCUCUGGAUGUGCCACGUAAACGUGACAUGGAGUUUGAGAAGCAGAUCAAACAGGCAACCCUAGACCAGAAGCUACAGCCAGAGGACAACUUCAUUCUGAAGGUGGUACAACUACAGGAGCUGUUUGAGGUGCGUCAUUCCGUCUUCCUGUUGGGUAAUGCUGGUACAGGCAAGAGCAAAGUGUGGAACACUCUCAUGAGAACAUAUAAAAAUCUCGGGAAGAAACCAACCUCAGUGGAUUUGGACCCAAAGGCUGUCACUAAUGAUGAACUGUUUGGAGUGAUUAACCCAUCAACCAGAGAGUGGAAAGACGGCUUGUUCUCUGUGAUCAUGAGAGAUUUGGCUAACAUGACAGGGGAUGGCCCUAAGUGGAUUGUUCUUGAUGGUGACAUUGAUCCUAUGUGGAUCGAGUCUCUCAACACUGUGAUGGAUGACAACAAGGUGCUGACACUGGCUAGUAAUGAGCGGAUUCCUCUCACUCCUUCUAUGCGACUGCUGUUUGAGAUCAGCCACUUGAAGACUGCCACACCAGCCACUGUGUCCAGAGCUGGUAUCCUCUUUGUCAACUCCCAGGACUUGGGCUGGAACCCGUAUGUCCAGAGUUGGAUUGACAGCCGAGAAGUUCAGUCUGAGAGGGCCAACUUGCUCAUACUGUUUGAUAAGUAUGUUCCCAGCUGUCUUGAAACAAUGCGUCAUCGCUUCAAGAAAAUUACACCAAUUGCUGAGAUCUCCCAUAUCCAAAUGUUGUGCCAUCUGCUUGAGUGCCUGCUGACCCCAGAGAACACCCCACCUGACUGCCCAAAGGAGCUGUAUGAGCUAUACUUUGUCUUUGCGUGUGUUUGGGCCUUCGGAGGAUCCAUGUUCCAGGAUCAGCUUGUUGAUCAUCGUGUGGAGUUUACCAAAUGGUGGGUGACAGAGUUCAAAACAAUCAAAUUCCCCUCAGCUGGAACAGUAUUUGACUACUAUAUUGAUCCAGAAAGCAAGAAGUUUGAGACAUGGACAAAGAGAGUGCCAAAGUUUGAAUAUGAUCCCGACAUACCGAUGCAGGCUGUUUUGGUGUACACCGCUGAGACGAUACGAGUGAAGUUUUUCCUGGACAUGUUGGUGAACAUCCGUCGGCCGGUCAUGUUGGUGGGCAAUGCUGGUGCUGGAAAGACUGUAUUGAUGGGAGACAAGCUGAACAGUUUGUCAGAUGAGUUCAUGGUUGCUAAUGUACCCUUCAACUUCUACACCACCUCAGAGAUGUUGCAGAGAGUGUUGGAGAAGCCCUUGGAGAAAAAGGCUGGACGUAACUAUGGUCCUCCUGGUAGCAGACGUCUUGUCUACUUUGUGGAUGACAUGAACAUGCCUGAGGUAGACAAAUACUUCACAGUGCAGCCGCAUACUCUCAUCCGUCAACACAUUGAUCAUGGUCAUUGGUAUGACAGGACCAAGCUGUCACUGAAGGACAUUCACAACACCCAGUAUGUGGCCUGCAUGAACCCCACUGCUGGUAGCUUCACCAUCGACUCCAGAUUACAGCGUCACUUCUGUGUGUUUGCCAUGAGUUUCCCUAACAAUGAGGCUCUGACAACCAUCUACACCAGCAUUCUGAGCCAGCAUAUGCAGCAAGCAGGCUUCCUUACCCCAGUACAGAAGUUUGGCCCCAGUGUGGUUACAGGAGCCCUGAGUCUCCACCAGAAGAUCUCGAGCUCCUUCCUGCCCACUGCUAUCAAGUUCCACUACAUCUUCAAUCUCCGGGACCUCUCCAACAUCUUCCAGGGAAUGCUAUUUGCACAAUCGGACUGUGCCAAAACCCCAGCAGAUCUGGUUCGUCUGUGGAUGCAUGAAGCAGAGAGAGUGUACCGAGACAAGCUUGUAGAAGAAUCAGACAUGGAAAGUUAUGACAAGCUUAUGAAGGAUGUGAUCAAAAAGAUCUUUGAAGAUCUUGAUGAGGCUGUUGUACUGAAAAAACCUCUCAUCUUUUGCCACUUUGCCUCAGGUAUUGGUGAUCCCAAAUACUUGCCUAUUGAUUCAUGGCCUGAUCUGAGUAAGCUGCUGACAGAGGCACUGGAUAACUACAAUGAACUCAAUGCUGCCAUGAACCUUGUUUUGUUUGAGGAUGCCAUGAGUCAUAUCUGUCGAAUCAACCGAAUUCUUGAAUCCCCUCGUGGCAACGCUUUGCUGAUUGGUGUAGGUGGUAGUGGAAAACAGUCCUUGUCUAGACUAGCAGCUUUUAUCAGUAGUCUGGAUGUCUUCCAGAUAACUCUGCGCAAAGGCUACAGUAUUGUAGAUUUGAAAGCAGACUUGGCAGGUCUGUACCAGAAAACUGGCUUGAAGGGUAUGGGAAUGGUGUUCCUGAUGACUGAUGCCCAGGUAUCUGAUGAGAGGUUCUUGGUGUUAAUAAAUGAUCUGUUGGCUUCUGGUGAGAUAACAGAUUUGUUUGCUGAUGAUGAAGUUGAGGAAGUGAUCAAUGGAGUAAGAAAUGAGGUGAAAGGACAAGGCUUGGAAGACACCAGGGAAAACUGCUGGAGGUUUUUCAUCGACAGAGUCCGCAGGCUCCUCAAGGUGGUGUUGUGCUUCUCACCUGUGGGAUCUACACUUCGUGUCCGUGGACGUAAAUUCCCUGCAGUUGUCAACUGCACAUCAAUUGAUUGGUUCCAUGAAUGGCCAGAAGAGGCUCUUAUAUCUGUCAGUGGAAGAUUCUUACAAGACACUGAGAGCUUGGAUGUUGAAACAAGAAGUUCUGUGAGUGAGUUCAUGGCAUAUGUACACAAGUCAGUGAAUCAGAUCAGUUCUAAAUAUCUGAGCAAUGAGAAGCGUUACAACUACACCACACCCAAGUCCUUCCUGGAACAAAUUGUUCUGUACCAGAACCUUCUGCAGAUGAAGAAUCAAGAACUUCAAGCAAAGAUUAUACGUCUAGAGAAUGGUCUGGAGAAACUCCGUAGCACUGCAUCACAGGUGGAUGACCUCAAGUCGAAGUUGGCUUCACAAGAAGUAGAGUUGGCCCAGAAAAAUGAAGAUGCAAACAAACUAAUCCAGAUUGUUGGUGCUGAGACAGAGAAAGUGACAAAGGAGAAAACUAUUGCUGAUGAAGAGGAGAAAAAGGUUUCUCAGAUCACUAUUGAAGUAGAGAAGAAACAGAGGGAUUGUGAGUCUGAUCUUGCCAAGGCUGAACCUGCCCUGUUGGCAGCCAAGGAGGCCCUCAACACCCUUAACAAGGGUAACUUGACAGAAUUGAAGUCCUUUGGAGCUCCACCAGGAGCUGUUGUAAACGUUACUGCCGCUGUUAUGUGUCUCCUGGCACCGGGUGGUAAAGUGCCCAAAGACAAGAGUUGGAAGUCAGCUAAGAGUUCUAUCAUGGCAAAGAUUGACCAGUUCUUGGAGAACCUCAUCAACUAUGACAAAGAUAACAUUCCCGAACCAUGCUUGAAGGCUGUACAACCAUACCUUAGUGACCCAGAGUUUAACCCAGAUUUCAUUCGCAACAAAUCCUUUGCUGCCUCUGGUCUCUGUUCAUGGGCAAUCAACAUUGUCAGUUACUAUGAAGUUUACUGUACUGUCGAACCAAAGAGAAUGGCAUUGAAACAAGCUAAUGAUGAACUGUCUGCUGCUCGUGAAAAACUCAAAGGCAUCAAGGCCAAGGUAGCAGACUUGGAAGCCACACUUGCAAAAUGUCAGGCUGAGUUUGAGAAAGCCACAAAUGAUAAAUUACGUUGCCAACAAGAGGCUGAAACCACAGCAAAGACCAUUGAACUUGCCAACAGAUUGGUUGGUGGACUUGCAUCAGAGAAUGUCAGAUGGGCAGAUUCCAUCAACAGUUUCAAGGAACAAGAGAAGAGCUUGCCUGGUGAUGUGCUGUUGAUUACAGCUUUCAUUUCCUAUGUAGGUUGCUUCACAAAGACCUACCGUCUGGAGCUUAUGGACAGUUGUUGGUUGCCAUUCUUGCAAAACCUGAAAUAUCCUAUACCUACAUCUGAUGGCCUGGACCCACUGACUCUGCUUAUUGAUGAUGCUGAUGUUGCUGAGUGGAACAACCAAGGCCUCCCAGGAGACAGAAUGUCCACAGAGAAUGCCACAAUCCUCACCAGAUGUGAAAGAUGGCCCCUCAUGAUAGAUCCUCAGUUGCAAGGUAUCAAGUGGAUCAAGAGCAAGUAUGGUGCAAACCUGAAGACAGUUCGUCUUGGAGCCAAAGGGUACCUUGAUAUCAUAGAGAAUGCUGUUCAGUCAGGUGAUACUGUUCUCAUUGAGAACAUAGGAGAGAGCAUGGACCCUGUGUUAGAUGCUCUACUUGGAAGAAACACAAUCAAGAAGGGCCGUGCUAUAAAAAUGGGUGACAAGGAGGUGGAAUACCACAAAGACUUCCGUCUGAUUCUUCAGACCAAGCUUGCAAAUCCUCACUACAAACCUGAGAUGCAGGCACAGACCACUCUCAUCAACUUCACUGUCACCAUUGAUGGUCUGGAGGAUCAGUUACUGGCUGAUGUUGUCAGCAAAGAACGACCUGAUCUGGAGAAAAUGAAAUCUGACCUCACAAGGCAGCAAAAUGAAUUCAAGAUCACACUGAAAAAGCUAGAAGACAACCUUCUGGCUAGGCUAUCUGCUGCUGAGGGGAACUUUUUAGGUGAUUAUGCACUUGUAGAGAACCUGGAGACCACCAAGAGAACUGCUGCUGAGAUUGAGGUGAAGGCUGAGGAGGCUAAAGUGACUGAGGUUGAGAUCAACACUGCCAGAGAGAACUACCGACUUGCUGCUGCCAGGGCAUCACUUCUGUACUUCAUCAUGAAUGAGCUGCACAAGAUCAACCCCAUGUAUCAGUUCUCAUUGAAGGCGUUUAGUGUCGUGUUUGACAAGGCUAUCGACCGAGCAGAACCCGCCGAGGAGGUGAAGCAGAGAGUUAUUAACCUGAUUGACUGUAUCAGCUACUCUGUCUGUGUCUACACCACCAGGGGUCUGUUUGAGAAGGAUAAACUUAUCUUCACAACACAAAUGGCUUUCCAGAUCUUGCUGAAGAGCAAUGAGUUGAAUCCAGUGGAGCUGGAUUUCCUCUUGAGAUUCCCUUCAGUGCCGAAUCUUACUUCACCGGUUGACUUCAUGAAUAAUAACUCAUGGGGAGGCAUCAAGGCUCUAGCUAAUAUGGAUGAAUUCCGGAACCUGGACAGAGACAUUGAAGGUUCAGCUAAACGAUGGAAGAAGUUUGUAGAGAGUGAGUGUCCAGAGAAAGAAAAAUUCCCCCAGGAGUGGAAGAACAAAACAUCUCUCCAGAAGCUGUGUAUGAUGAGAGCUCUGCGACCCGACAGAAUGUCCUAUGCUGUCAGUCACUUCAUCGAGGAGAAACUUGGAUCCAAGUACACUGAAGGCCGUAGUGUGGAAUUUGCGAAGUCAUUUGAGGAAUCAGGUCCUGGCACCCCAAUCUUCUUCAUCCUGUCACCUGGUGUUGAUCCUCUCAAGGAUGUGGAAGCUCUGGGUAAAAAGAUGAGCUUCUCUGAGGAUGACAAGAACUUCCAUAACAUCUCCCUGGGUCAAGGCCAGGAGAUUGUUGCAGAGCAGGCUAUGGAUCUUGCAGCUAAGGAAGGUCACUGGGUUGUGUUGCAGAACGUCCAUCUUGUGGCAAAAUGGCUGCCUAGUCUGGAGAAGAAACUUGAGCAGUACACUGAGGAAAGUAACCCCAACUACAGAGUCUUCAUCAGUGCAGAGCCAUCCGGCACCCCAGAGUCACACAUCAUACCUCAGGGAAUCCUGGAGACAGCUAUCAAGAUUACAAAUGAGCCCCCUACUGGCAUGUUUGCCAAUCUGCACAAAGCUCUUGACAACUUUAACCAGGAUACCCUAGAGAUGUGCGCCAGAGAGACCGAGUUUAAGAGUAUACUCUUCUCUCUCUGCUACUUCCAUGCAGUGGUGUGUGAGAGGAGGAAGUUCGGCCCCCAGGGAUGGAACAGGGUGUACCCCUACAACACUGGUGAUCUGACAAUCAGUGUCAAUGUGUUGUACAACUAUCUUGAAGCUAAUGCUAAAGUUCCAUGGGAAGAUCUGAGGUACCUGUUUGGAGAGAUUAUGUAUGGCGGACACAUCACAGAUGACUGGGACAGACGCUUGUGCAAGACAUACCUGGAGGUGUACAUGCAUGUAGAGAUGCUUGAUGGAGAGUUGUUCCUGGCUCCAGGCUUCCCUGUGCCUUCCAACUCGGACUACAAGGGUUACCAUAGCUACAUUGAUGAGGUCCUGCCACCAGAGAGUCCUUAUCUGUAUGGCCUCCAUCCCAAUGCUGAGAUUGAAUUCUUGACCACAAUAUCGGAGAAUCUGUUCCGUACUGUGUUUGAGAUGCAGCCUCGAGAUGCUGGUGCAGGAGCAGGGGCUGGAGUCAGCAGGGAGGAGAAGGUGAAGCAAAUACUGGAUGAAAUCGUUGAGAAACUGCCUGACGAAUUCAACAUGGUGGAGAUCAUGGGCAAGGUACCACCAGAGGAACGAACACCCUAUGUGGUGGUUGCCUUUCAGGAGUGUGAGAGGAUGAACAUGCUGUCAAAUGAGAUGAGGAGGUCACUGAAAGAACUCGACCUUGGUCUCAAGGGUGAGCUCACCAUCACAGCUGACAUGGAAGAUUUAAGUAAUGCCCUGUUCAUGGACUUGGUGCCAGCCAACUGGACAAAACGUGCAUACCCAUCACUGUUCACCCUGGGUUUAUGGUAUGCUGACCUGCUGCAGAGGGUCAAGCAGCUGGAAUCCUGGAGCUCAGACUUCCAGUUGCCUGCCUCUGUCUGGCUGGGUGGCUUCUUCAACCCACAGUCAUUCCUAACUGCUAUCAUGCAGCAGAUGGCUCGUAAGAACGAGUGGCCUCUUGACCGAAUGUUCUUGCAAUGUGAUGUCACAAAGAAGGUCCGAGAGGAUAUGGCAGGGCCUCCAAGGGAAGGUGCUUAUGUACAUGGCUUCUUCAUGGAGGGAGCGCGAUGGGACACACAGACGGGUAUGAUAUCAGAAGCUCGUCUCAAAGAACUGGCUCCAGCCAUGCCAGUCAUGUUCAUCAAGGCCAUUCCUGUAGACCGAGUAGACACAAGGAAUGUCUAUGAGUGUCCAGUCUACAAGACCAAAUCACGUGGUCCAACAUUCGUCUGGACUUUCAAUCUCAAGACCAAGGAGAAGGCCAGUAAGUGGAUCCUUGGAGGAGUGGCUCUUCUGCUUCAGACAUAGAGAAUAAAUCGAUUCUGAAUCAGACUAGUUUUGUACCAUAGAAGUGUGGCAAAUAAGAUAUAGGCAAUAACAAAUUACCUGUGAAACACUGUUUUAAAAUGCAAAGACAUUGUUCCAUAAGAUCAAAACCAAUUUCAUCAGUAAAAAUGUUUGCACCAAAAUGCCAACAUACUGUGGUUUUCUUCCAAACUAUAACAGUAUUUAGAAAUGUGUUAAUGAUUUACGUUUGGAAGUAUUAAUCUGCUAGUCAAGAUAGCUCAUUUAUCGUACAAGCUUUCAUAGACAAGAAUUAUUCAACUAUUGAUUGUUUUAGCUAAAGGCAAUAUUCCCAGAACAGCUGUGUUUACUUCUUAAGGUUUGUUUCAAAUUCUAAGCAGUUUGUAUGUUUGUUGGCAGUGUUCUAGUUAAUGAAUUAAUACAAAUUACCAAGUCUCUUUUUGAACAUGUCAUAAAAUUUAACUUGACUAUUUGAAAACUAUAUUGUUAUCUUUCUUUUUUCAUGUCUAUGAUAUCAGUAUUAAGUAUUGUUCUCUUACUGAAUAUUGAUUUCAAAAGUAGUAUCACUGAAACUAUAUGUCAAUAAAAUAUUGAAUGUUAUUUUGGAAGAUCAACAUCCUGUCCAUUCAUCUCCUGUUGUACUUUUUGAACAUGUCAUAAAAUUUAACUUGACCAUUUGAAAACUAUAUUGUUAUCUUUUUUCAUGUCUAUGAUAUCAGUAUUAAGUAUUGUUCUCUUACUGAAUAUUGAUUUCAAAAGUAGUAUCACUGAAACUAUAUGUCAAUAAAAUAUUGAAUGUUAUUUUGGAAGAUCAAAAUCCGUCCAUUCAUCUCCUGUUGUACUUGUAUUUAUUGCUGCAGUUUGUGAUGUUAUUUUGAUUCAUUCCAACUGUUAUUUUUUGGAAAUGAAUACCAUUCAAACAAUUGUUGCCAUGUUACAUUUACACUAAUAAAUUAUUUAUAUAAUA